CCAGUUCGUGUCUCGCGCGCGUGCGUGGUCCCGUUUUUGCAGGAAAAAAGGAGACAGAGACACACAGAGGGAGAGACACACACACAGACUGGGAGACAGACACACACAGACUGGGAGACAGACACACACAGAGGGAGAGACACACACACACACAGACACACACACAGACUGGGAGACAGACACACACAGAUAGAUUGGGAGAGAGACACACAGAGAGAGGGAGAGAUAGACAGACACGCACACACAGAGAGAGAUUGGGAGACAGAGAGAGAGAGACACAGAGAGAGACAGAGAGAGAGAGAGACAGAGACACACAGAGAUUGGGAGACAGACACGCACAGAGAGAGACAGAUACACGGAGCGAGAGAUUGGGAGACAGAGAGAGACAGACACGCACAGUGAGGGAGAGAGAGAGACACGCACACAGAGAGGGGGGGAGAGAGGGGGAGAGAGAGAGAGAUUUGGAGAUGAUGUGAGUUUGCUGGAGAAAAGCAGGCCGCGGAUGAGAAUCUCACAGCGCGCGCGAGGCUUUCACACCGGAACAGGUGAUGUGUGUUUCUGUUCCUGGUUCUCUCAGACGGCCCCUGUGCUCUCCUGGUUCUGCUGUUGUUGUCCCUUGGUGUUCCUGCGUGUCCUGGAUGUGGACAUGGCUGUGAGGUCGUUAUGUCGUGAGUCAGCGGCGGUUUCACUCGGACACAGAGCAAGCGUGUGAAAGCACUUCAUCAGUUUGUUUCACUGGAAUAUAGAGACUGUCAAAAUGCAGAAGAAACGGAGAACAUCUUCAUCCUGCAUGGCUUUGUUCCUCUGCUGCAUCCUUCUCUCGCUCCUCCUGCCCAGGUGUGUGUCCUGCGCAGGUACGGACAAAACUGACAAAACGGUGGUGAACAAAGAGGAAUAUUACAGCGCUACAAUUAACGCCACAGUGCAGGACAGCAGGGGAAACACCAAGCACGUGAUAUCAAAGGAGGACGGCAGGUACGGACAGAACUCGCCCAAAUCGGAGGUGAAGGGGAUUAUAAUUGCACCUGCUGCUGUCAAUGGAGUGGUGGACAUGCAGGGCUGCUGUCCGUACACUCGUUUCAUCGUUCCUCCGAAAACGACACACUGGAUCGCUCUGCUUCAGAGAGGGAAGUGCACGUUUAAGGAGAAGAUCCUGAAGGCUGCCGCCUUUAAUGCCUCCGCUGUGCUCAUCUACAACAACAGCUCCAAAGAGGACACCGUCACCAUGGCACAUGAAGGCACUGGGGUCACGGUGGCGGUGAUGAUUACCGAGUCACUGGGGAAGGAUCUGCUGAUUUUCUUGGAGAAGAACGAGACGGUGUGGGUUUUGGUGUCGGUCGGUUCUCGAGGUCCGGUGAAGAACCUGAACCGCGGCUCGCUGGUGUUUGUCUCCAUCUCCUUCAUCGUCCUGAUGAUCAUCUCCUCCGCCUGGCUUAUCUUCUACUUCAUCCAGAAGAUCAGAGACACGAACGCACGAGAUCGAAGUCAGCGACGGCUUGGAGACGCUGCGAAGAAAGCGAUCAGUAAACUGACGACUCGCACGGUGAAGCGAGGCGAUAAGGAAACAGAGCCUGAUUUUAAUCAUUGUGCUGUGUGCAUCGAAGGAUACCAGCUGAACGACGUGGUGCGGAUCUUACCCUGCAAACAUGUUUUCCACAAGGUGUGUGUGGAUCCGUGGCUGAAUGAACACUGCACCUGUCCCAUGUGUAAACUCAACAUCCUCAAAGCUCUGGGCAUCAUGCCCAACCUGCAGUGUGUAGAUAACGUGGCGUUCGAUAUGGGGCGGAUGACACGCACUCAGUCCUCCAGCCAGCGGGUGGCGCUGAUGGACGUGACGUCUGAGACAAACAUCAAUGUGGAGCCAAUCGCACGCUCCGGGUCAUCUCAGCUGCUGUCCGAGUCGGAGCUGUCACACACACACACACACCGCAGCGGGGACAUCAACAUCGCCGUCACCAAAGAGUGGUUUAUUGUGGGCAGCUUCGCCGUCCUCAGUGUUUUAACGCUGUGCUACAUGAUCAUCAGAGCCACCGGCAACAACUACGACAACUCGGCAUUGGACAUGGCGUGAAGACUGACGUCGGAUUUCCAAAUUAAAUCAUUAGUUCAUAGCAGGAUUUUGUUAAUAAUAACGUCUUGCACUUAAUUAAUUAACGAAGUUUUGGUUCAUUUUUCUGAAGCAGUUUAUUUUUUUGCUUUAUAUCUGAUGUCUGUUUUAAGAAUCAGUUUUAUAAUGUUAAUGGUAAAGACACGUCUUCAUUCUGAGUGUCUUACUUUCGUAUCUUUGUACAGCGUUAUGAAGUGUUUUUUUUUUUUAAUUUUUCAAACAUAACAUUAAGGUUUUCUUCAUUUGAGUUACACCAAAAACAUUCCAUGUCCCAAAUCACUCUGAAAUUCAUCUCCGUCUCAGCGUUCAGUACGUCGUCGUGUGAAGAGGAUUUUUUGCGUCCUGACAUCCAGCACACAAGCCGUUCUCAAGUUGUUAAUAAGAAGUAAAAAUUAAAUAAAAGUAAAACCCACCAUCCACAUAAGAACCUGAGCACCAGUUUAAUGAAGGCACUUAAAAUUAAUGACAUCAAACAUUUAGUACUGAAAUGGAUGUAAAUAUUAUUGAGUAAUAACAUGAGACCACCAUUGUAAAGGCUUUUGUACAGAUCUGGCAACCCUGUGAAUCGCACCUGUGUCAGGAAUUCAUACAUUUAAAUUCCUCAUAUAAAACUCAACCAUACAUAUAAAUAUAAAGAGAGUGUACAGUGUUUCGUAUUAUUUAAACUCCUUAAACACAAUUAAGCCGAAUUCCGAACUCGAUCUUCACUCGCUGUGUUUACUGUCUACGGUAUAAACGAGUCCAGAAAACAAGCAGAGGUCAGAAAAGACAGAAAAUGGCCGAAAGUAAUGAAUGAAUCCAAUUUAUUAAAAGUAAAAGUGUCGUAAUUAAUAAGUCUGAUCACACGGCGUCACUGGAGUCGUUUAGAUUUACGAUGAAUUGAAUAUCCCACGUCUCAGAGUCCUGAGUGGGACGUGAACCCUCCACCUGCCGGGUCACUCCACACACACACAGCACACGGAUUCAUACUGCUCCAGAACUGCGCUUAAAGGUUUUCAGGAAUUAUUGAGUCUUUAUAAUUUAUUGUUUUUUUUUCUCCCAGAAUUUGCUUGUGAUGAAUGAAGAAGAACCUGCAGCUCCGUGUGAGGAGCUCAGCUGGAGUUCAGAGAGUUUAGAAUGAAAACAAACUCUUGCACUGUUGGAUAUUUUCAUUUUACUUUCAUUUAUUCUUUUGUACUGAUUUAUUUCCAUUAUUUUCUUUUAAACUUUUUAGUUAAAAGUAAAGCCAUGACAGCGAAUCAGGGCCAUUAUAGUAAAAAUAUAUAUGUAUAUGGAGCUGGGGGAGGGGAGCGAUAUUCCGAAUUACUGAAAUUAAAGCCGAAGAUGUACAAGAGAAAAAAAAAAACUCAGAAAUUUGGAUAUUAAAAGGUCAGAAAUUCCAAGAUGAUGAAGUCAUAAAUUUACGUUGAUAAAACUCUCGUGCUUCCUGGCUGCAGUGCAUUCUGGGAAAUGGAGUUGAAAUGUCUUAACGCUUUAUUCGUUUAUAUUGCGCGAUCGGCUCAGUCGUGGCGUCUGUGGUGUGACAACGACGAGCGAGCUGCAAAGUGACGUCAUCUGGUGCCUUGAUUAUAAAUAAAUAAAUGAUUUUUUUUCCUAUAAAUUUGCUACAUUAAUCUCCAGAAAUUUAGUUUUUAAACAGAAUAUUCCCCCUCCCUCAGGUCUGUAUUUUUUUUAACUUACAAUAACCCAAACGCAUCAUCAUAUAAAACUGUUAAAUCAAACAAAUAAAUAUUAUAAAUUAUACAUUAAACAUGAUAAAAUCAUAAAGGAGUGUCAGCGAAGAGCUUUUUAGAUCCUGAUCAUGAAGUUCCUGACUUAAGCUCUGAUUUCCGUGGCUUUGAGUUGAAGUUCUUCUGCUAAGAUCAGGGUUGGGUUUUUGUUUGUUUGUUUGUUUGUUUGUUUUUGAUUUUGUUUCUUGACUUAAAACUUUAAUCCCUCUGUUGAAGGUUUGAUUCUGUCACAUCUUCCUUUAGUUUCAUUUUAUUAUCUUAAAACAUAUUUUGGUUGUUAUUGUGGCAUGUGUUUUAAUGCUGUGGAUAAAAAAUAUAAAGCACACACACACACACAUCAUCUCUAUUCAUGGAGUUUUGAGUAAAUCUGAUUUGCACUAUUGGAAUAAAAAAUGAUUUCGAGCCUGA
This is a messenger RNA of Neoarius graeffei (lesser salmon catfish), 4245 nucleotides long. It is a transcript of the gene rnf130, whose product is annotated as ring finger protein 130. The record is from RefSeq and is a predicted model, not a curated record. Lineage: Eukaryota; Metazoa; Chordata; Actinopteri; Siluriformes; Ariidae. The coding region runs from base 758 to 2071 and encodes 437 amino acids. The transcript is spliced from 10 exons.